Entrophospora sp. SA101 is the source of this 981-nucleotide messenger RNA. The record is from the annotation of a GenBank genome assembly. NCBI's taxonomy places the organism in Eukaryota, Fungi, Glomeromycota, Glomeromycetes, Entrophosporales, Entrophosporaceae.
AUGGCUGGAACAGAAGUUGCAAUUAAUAAUCCAGAUAAUAAUAAUAUAGUAACUAUAAUUGAACUUAGUACAAAAUUUAAAUUUGCAAUAGUCACAAAUUUCAAUAUGGAUAUGGAAAUUUGUUCUCCAGGUUCCUUUGAAAUAUUACGCUGCGACACCAAAUUAAAUAAUCUAACCAACAUCCAAAAUGGAUGCCAAGAAUAUAUUUCUGGCCCUAUUAUUAAUAUUACCGAGGGUGCUGAUGAUAAGUACUGCUGUUAUACCUUUAAAGCUAACAAAGCUAUAGAGUAUACACAUGGAAAGCCAGAUGGCUUGAACAAGUUGAAAUUUUAUUACAACAUUAAUGCAACGGAUGCUGAAAAAGAAAAACUUGGUGUAGCUUUAAUUCAAAUAAGAGUUUUUUCGCCUGACUUGUUGGAUGUCAGUGAGAUGGACAAAGCUGUUCGAUCACGUAUCAACCUUCAAUGGGAUUUUAUGUCAGGAAUAAUAGGCUAUAUUUCAUUAAUCAAGUUCAAGACAAGUAUAUAUAAAAGUAUACCACCUCGGGAUGCUUCUGCCAUCAUUGGAUUUGAGCCCAACUAUGCAACUACUCCGAGAAUUGAUUGCACAAUCAGUCAAUUUCCCUUUAACCAGAAUCCAUUAUCUGUACCAAAUGGAACCAGUUUAAACAGAGUAUUAUUCACAAGUACUAUUCUAAGUAGCAUUGCAUCAGCUGGUGGUGCCUUUGGUCUUAUCGGAAGCAUCCUUGUGUGGUUGUAUGGAUCCAGCAGUUUUGAUGAGUGGGGAUUUGCAAGAAGAAUGUUAGAUAAUCCAUGGUAUUGGGUAGAUAAAUUGAAAGGGGGUUAUGAAAGUUUGAACAUUUUUCAAACUUCUUCAAAAACAUUGACAGCUAACGAUCAUGAGCAUGUUUCUUUUAGAUGGGAUGAUAAUUUUGUUGGCAAUAUUUAUAAUAGCGAAGUUGUUGAUAGAACAAGAUUUUAA